Diorhabda carinulata is the source of this 7452-nucleotide messenger RNA. RefSeq lists its product as uncharacterized. Gene Ontology annotation, molecular function: protein binding. NCBI's taxonomy places the organism in Eukaryota, Metazoa, Arthropoda, Insecta, Coleoptera, Chrysomelidae. The coding region runs from base 497 to 6016 and encodes 1839 amino acids. The record is from RefSeq and is a predicted model, not a curated record. The transcript is spliced from 18 exons.
CAUGCCAAUUGUCAAAUGUGUCAAUUUUUAUGAUGCAGCGUCACCUAGAGUACAUUUUAAAAGCUUUAGACCGGAAAACGGAUGCAAAUUCUGAACAUCGAAGAAGGUUUCCUAGCUAGAUUUCCUUUGUUUUGUACAGAAUAUGGCUGCCAUAUUUAGUUUAGAUGUCUCUUUUGAAAAGUGUUAUAGAAUUUGUCCUAAAUAUGCGGUAAUAAUUUAGCAAAACAUUGCUUGAUCGGUGAAAAUAAACCAUAAAAUGUGUUAAAGUUAUAGAAAAGUUCAUCGAUAGCAUCGCAGUGUUGAUUUUAGUAAAAAAUGUUUCUGUUUACAUCGGUUGUUGAAAACUUAAAUUUCUUUUUAAGCAUUCCCAGGAAACGGUAACCUGGAUACCAACAAUUCAUUAAACAAGGGUGGUGGUGGGGAUGCCACUCAUUAUAAAGUAAAUUCAGUGGUUACUGAAGAUAAGAAAGAUGAUUCAAAUGCUGGUCCUCCUAGGAUGACAAGUGUUUGUUUUGAAUCAUCAAAUGUACUCACCAAUCAGGUGAGUGCAUCUUCAGAGACUUCAGUAGAAGACAAUGUGAAUCAGUCUAUUACUAGUGUUACAAGUCAACCAACAAUUGUUACAAAUAUUGUACAGCCUGUUGUACCUAACCCAGUUCAAACUAUUAGUGAAAAAAUAGAGCAGCCUUCACUUCCUGCAAAGAGUAUAGCUAAAUUAGUAGUUACAAAUGCAAUGCCCAGCACUGGUUCUGUACUACAAAAAGUUGUUAAUCCUCCCUUAAUAACAGUUUUGAAUCCUUCUGGACCAUUAACGGUAGUGAAGACAUUGUGUGUUACAUCUGGGGUGUCUAGUGCUCCACAGUUUACUUUGGUUAAUUCUGCUCCUUUAAAUGUUACAAAUACAAUUGGAAAAUCAGCUACUAUCACACUUCUCAAUGCGCCAUUGACAGUUGUCAAAGCUAUGACCACACCUCAAACUACAGAAAAGAAUAUUUCAGAAGUGACAAACCCUACUAAUAAUUCAAAUAAUGCAGCUUCUACUCCUACAGUUAUUGAAAACAGAGCACAUAAUGUUUUUGUCAAAAAUACUUGCCCAGAUUCAACAGUUAUGGAUAUUCCACAAAGCCAUAAAUUAUUGACAACUAAUUCUUUUCCACAAUCAAAUAUUGUAGCUAAUUCUGGGAGUAAAACAUUAAAUGGACAGAGAAACAAAUUGAAGAUUGUAAGCAAUGUAGUUGUUCCAGGAACCUCACAGACAAAUAAUGUUCUAGUAAACAAAUCAAAUCAACAACGUUAUAUACCUAGACAAAAAGUUAUAGGUCCAAAUGGUGCAACUACAAAAUAUUUGAAUAAAUCAUCUUCAAGUAAUUUUGUAAAACCCAAUGUAAAUGCUCCUAUAAAAUUGUUGCCAGAUAAAUCACCCACCAGACUAGCGUAUCCUACACAUAAAAGUCAAAUCAAAACGAUCCCCCCCAUGAAUAAUUAUAUGCAAAAACAACAGUCCAAUUUGAAAAUUUCUCCACAAAAUAAAACUAUUCCUGGUCAAGUAACUAGAACUGGUUCUGGUUUAAGGACCAUUCCACCUCAAAAGACACAUAAAAUACCUAACAAACCAAAUUAUAUUGGUAAACAUGCAGUACAAGCUCAGAAAAUGAGACAAACUCAUGGUAAAGUUAAAGGGAUCAAAGUUUCAUCUAAUGUUCCAUACAAUGUUCAUGUGCCACCAAUGCCAGAAAAACAUUUAAGUGAAUUAACUUUUAAUCAGGCAUUGACUGCACAAAUUCUUGAGACUUUGAGUAAUUCUAGUACAACUGGGCAAAAUAGGUAUGACAUGAUGCCUUCAAGAUAUGAUAAUGCAUUUACCUGUCCAGACAUUAAAGCAACCAGUGAACCUUGCAAACCUGUAGAAGAAACAAGUAAAUCUGGAUUGGAUGCAUUGUCAUUAAUAUGUCAAGCAGUAUUAUUAGAUCACAACUAUAAUGCAACUUUACCACCUGAUUCUCCAACUAGACCAUCAGCGGCAGUAAAUAUAUCAUCCCAAGUUAAUGGUAUAUCUUCCCCUUUGUACUCUCCAGGCUCAUCAAAAAGACGAUUACCUUCAUCUAGUACUGUUACAUCUCCACCACCAACUGCAAGUAUGUCUAAUAUUCCCAUGGCAUCAGUUACUAAUUCUUUAAUGCCCAUUAGAGAUGAUGAUGCCGGUUCAGAUAUAUCUGAUGAGUCUGAAAGAAAAAAUGACACUGAAGGAGAAGAAACAGAUACUGCACCUGAAGCAGAAGCUGUUACCAAUGAAAAUUUUGAAGGAUAUGGGGAUUAUGUCACUAGAUGUAUAUGUGGUUUUAUCCACGAUGACGGUUAUAUGGUAGAAUGUGAUAAAUGUAAAGUAUGGCAACAUGUUCAGUGUGUUGUGAAAAACCGACAGAUCCCUGAUGAGUAUUUAUGUGAAGAGUGUGAUCCCAGUAAACCAAUAGACAGGCAAAAAGCGAGGGUCAUUCAACAACAAUGGCUACGAGAUAGACAGUUAAUGGAUCCUAAAUUGAGAAAGGAUACAAAAAUUAAGGAAGCAUUCAAACCAAAAGAGACCGUGAGUGAUUCUGAUUCCUCAGAUGCAGAACAUGUUCCCAGUAAUUUUCCUCCUAAAAGUCGAGUGUUGGCUAAUAGAAGAAAACUUGAAAAUCAUCCAAAACAGUCUGCUGCUCGACAACGAAGGGAAGUUGGUAAAGAAUUAGGACAAAAAAGGCAAAAACGAAAAGAAAGGAAAAUUGUUAGAAAAAAGCCAAAGCCACAGGUCAAAAAUCACAGCGAUGAUGAAAAUCAAGAUAGCUGGGUAGCACAUUUGCCACAACUGAGGCAGUGGAUCGAAAAAUAUGAAGAAGCUGUGACCAAUCAUUAUUCACCUGAAUUGAGGGCUCGAAUUUCCAGCAUUAGAGUGAAUGGUAUUCACUCUGAUUCAAAUAUUCAAUUCGACUCGACGGUACAUAAAUGUAGGGUACACACACAACCUCUCACUGAAAUAAAAUAUUUAGUUGCUACGGUAAAUUUAGCCCCAAAUACGCCGGUCGUUGAAUUACGGGGUAAAUACAUGUUAUCGACACAACACCGAAACUCUGGUGGAUCUUUAACUACGAGACAGCACUCGCAGAGACCCGGACCUUUUCUGUUUUUUUAUCGGUUGCACAAGGACAAUACUGAGGUAUGUGUUGAUACAAGGACGUAUGGCAAUAGCGCUCGGUUUAUUAGGCGUUCUUGCAAACCAAAUGCUGAGUUACGGCAUUGUAUCGAAAAAGGUGUUUUACAUAUAUACGUAGUGUCUACGAUGUCUGUCGAUAAAAACUGUGAGUUGACAAUCAAACAUGAAUCUCAUGAUUUGGCAGCAGUGGGGACAACAAGUAUUGCUUGUGCUUGUGGAAAUCCACUAGAAUGUUCUGUUAAUAACUCAUCUGUAAAGAAGAAUGGAGAAACUCAAGAAGUUCCUGUAAGAAAAAGAAGAGGACGAAGAAUUGUUUCUGCCAGUCUUCCAGAACCUGAUCCACCUAAACCUUUGAAGGAAGAACCACCUCCAAUUGCGUCUCCGCCGCCGGCACCACUUUCACCUGUCAAACAGGAAAAACGAGAAGUCAAAGAAGAAGUCCCUGAAGUUAAGAUCGAAGUAGAAGAACUGCCAGUUGUAAAAGAUGAACCAAAGGUUGAAGUUAAAGUUGAGGUGGAAGUAAAAGAACAUUUUGAUAAGAAGGAUGUGAUCAUUGAAGAGGAAUCAGAGGAUCCUGAAAGUAUGGAAAAAACACAAGAAGAAGAGAUUAAGAGUCCUUCUCCCACGCCUGUAUCAACCAGAAGGUCGUCUCAUAAAUCUGACAAAGAGGAAGACAAAUGCUCCUCUCCAAAAGAAGAUAAAAAAGAAAAAUGCAAAAAAUUGAGUAGGGAAGAGCGUAAGUUGGAAGCUAUCUUGAAAGCAAUAGAAAAGAUGGAAAAAGCAGAGUCUAGGAAACAAGAACAUCAGGCAAAACAAGCUCAUCGACGAGAAUCAGAACCCAAUCCAGAAAAAAAGGAAGAAGAAAAACAAGAACCAAAACUGAAAAGGCGAAGAAGGAAAGGACGAGCUAGAACAAUUAGUCAGUCAGCAUCUAGAAGAAAUAGGCUAAAUUCAACUGAUUCUUAUAUGACGACUUCGGGGGAUGAAAACCUGUUAUCACCCACAGAUGGUCAACCACCAGUUAAGCCAAUUUCUAAAGAUAGUGAAGGAACAGAUAAUAGAGCAGUUGGACUUUUGCUAGCUCUAUCUAAUGGAGAUAAUGACAACAAAGAACAAAAAUCUCCAGCAAGAGAUAUUGAUUCAAAUUCAAAUUCCAUGCAUUCUUCCCCAGAAACUCCACUAUCAUCAGCUUGUCUGUUGGUUCAAGCAGCAGUAGAACCACUGGAACAAGGUUUCAAAUUUCCUAAGACUAAGAAGGGCUUGAUGAAUGAAUGGUUGAACAAGGUUCCCGAGCCAGUUCAGACUGCUAGUGCCAUUUCUCCAACAUCCCUGGCAUCCCAAGCAAAUAGUAUAGAUGUUGAAUCUGCAAGUGGUGUCUAUGGAACAUCAAAAAAUUUGAUAUCUUUUUGUGAUAACAAUAUACAACCACGAGGUAGUGCAAAGAAACGAUGGCUAAGGCAAGCCAUUAGUGAAGACCAUUCUUGUGAUAGCGCAUCAGGUAGACCAGAUUCCCCUCCAAUCAGUGAUAUGGUAGCUCCUCCCAAAAAAAGAAGAUUACCACGGGAAUCGAUAUCAACAGACAAUUCGCCUCCUACUACACCUACAGGAUCUGCGCCAGUUUCUAUUAGUAAUAUGGAUAAAGAAGUGAAAACUCCAGAAGGUUGUGUAGAAAUCGUUUACACUGGAGCAGAUAGUGAUAGUCCAACUCAAGCAAUGGAAUCGGAUGCUGUAUUAAAAGAACGGGCAGCUGUAAUGAAACAAGAAUUUAGUAAACCUCUAUUUUCUACUUCAUUAGAUCUUCCAAGAUCAGAAUUUGGAUCGUUGAGUUCCUUGGAUCCAAGGUUGUCUCGUGAGAAUCGAUUUCUACCCAACACUGAUCUCGUAGGUACUGUUGAAAAAACUUUGAGUAUACUUGGAUUAGAAAACACAGAAAAGUGUAGACCAGAUCCAGUGUUACCCAAACGAAAGGUGAAGCUCUCCAUUACAGAAUAUAGACAAAGAAAAAAAUUGAAUGUCGAAGAGAAAUCUGAAGAGCAGGAGGUAGUUAGUACUGAAGAAAACAAUUCUUCGGAAUCAUUUAAAGUCGUUCCAAGACUAAGAUCUGCUAGUGCAAGCAGUAGUACUUCUCUGACUUCAAGUGAUGAUGAUAUAUCAACUUCAGAUAUUGUUGUUAAAGCUCCAGUGUUUAAUUCUGAACCGACUGAACUUGAACUUCAGAGAGAAACUUCCAGUUUGAGAUUGAAAAAAGCGUUCGGAUUGUCCGUCGACUUAGAACCACCUCCCACUUUGAACCUUAAAGCCAUACUGAAUUUGGACUUGGAACCAAAAGUGAAACCAGUACAUAAUCAACAAAUUCCUUUAGAAGAAAGUUCAGAGGUGACAGUUGAAACUGUAGUAUCAGAUGUAAAAGUUCCUAUUUCACCAGAUAUACCAGCACUUCCUGAAAGUCCGAUUCCAAUAGCAAAUCCUCCAGCUCCUGAUGUUUCUUCUAAUACAGAAGAAUUAAUGGAAACGGACGAAAUUUCUGUAACUGAUCCUGAACCUUUAAAUACAACGGAUGAAAAGGAAAGUGAUAGUAAAGAAACAGCUCCCCUGAAUAUGUUUUAUACGCCCGAUGAAGAAGAUGUAGUGGAAACCAGUGCAAAGGAAGAACCUUUAGUGACUUUUGAAGAAACUGAAAGUGUCAGUUAUGUUCCUCCUUUUAAUAACCCAGUGUAUCCAAAUAGUAGUUUUGCCACAUUCUCUUCAUCAAUUGAUGAUGAUGCUCGAUAUGAAGGAAGAAAUCCAUCGCCACCUCCAAAUUUAGAUGAAUUGGCCCAAUCGUGAAAAUUUAAGUAAUAAAUUGUAGUGUGCAAUUUUCAAAUAUACAUUGUUUGUAUUUAUUUUAAGUAAGCUAGUGUAUAAAACAUGUUUAUUUUUUUUGGAAAUAUAUUUUUUUCGGUGCAUAUUGCCCCAAUUUUCUACAACUUGAUUAUAAGUUAUUUUUAUUUUUUACUAAUUUGUAAAGUUUAUUGUUGAUUUAGUUUUUUUACAACUGGAUUUGUAAAGUUUAUGUGACAUUUUGUAGAUAUAGCAAAGCAAAAGUUAUGUACACUUUGUAUAUAAAUAUUUUUAUCAGAUAGCAAAAAUUAGAAAAUCGUUGAUUUUUGAAUGCAUACUGUAUGCAACAUUGAUUUACAUGCGCUCACAGAAAUCUCAUUGUAUAUAUUAUAUUAAAGAAAGUUUUGAUCAACUCAAUACUCGAAAAAAUGUAAAUCAAUGAUGCAAAAUUUGUAAAAGUACAAAAUUAUUUAGGUCGCGAUCUCCAAUUUUAAAAUUAAGAGUUUUUUAUUAUUUUUAUAGAAUAAAACCACCGAUUGGGUUAUUAGGUUAAUAGUGAUGUUAUACUGUAGCUGUUCAUUAUAUAUAUAUGUAAGUUUCCUCUUAGAAGUUUAUGCAUUUUUGUUCAAUUCAGGCAACAGGAACAAUUAUUCAUCAUUUAAAAAUAAAUUGUUCAUAUAAGUUGUCAUAUUAGACUCAGUCCUUCUACCAUUUUUUUUGUGAUCUAAAUAAUUAUGAGUGUUUUAAGUGGCGAACAAACACUUUUACCAAAUACCGAAUGCAACUUUAUACAAAAAAAUUAAAAAUUUAUCAACACUAGUCAUUCUUGAAAAAUUUAAUUUUUCAUGGCCAUUAGAUGGUGCUAAACUGAUAUUUAACAAUAAAAAAUGUAUUGUUUAGAAAAUGUUGAAAGAUGAUUUUAAUAAAUGUUAUUGGAAGUAUAAGAGAGAGAUAUAUUUGAAAUAUUAAUCAACAUUAAACAAAUCAUUUGAAUGUCAAAUACUUCACAGAUUUCUACAUUUCAUUGUAUACAAUCACAUUUAUUGUUCUUUAACCCAUUUUACUUCUGAAGACAGAAAAGAGAAUGUGCCAUUUACACCAAGAGGCCUACAGGAAUUGUUUAAACAGUAGUUUGCAUCAGCAUUGUCAAUAAAAUUCAGAAUUCAGCAUCACUUGUUUUUUACAUAAACACAGUUCAUUUUCUAUAGAAUUUUUUUAGAAAAAUAAUUACACCUCUCAUUGACGAUGUGUUGAGUGAUUUCUCAAUAAUUUUUCUUAUCGAUUAAUUAUUUUUUAUUAAAUAAGAAUAGGCAUGAAGGGUUGUGGAAGAAGGGCCGAAUCGUUGGGGUUACUAUCUUGACUACUACUAGAAAAUUGUGGUUAAUAAAGAACGCGAGAACUUUGAGAAAAUAAAAAGUAGAAAGUAUUGGAAUGUAAUAAAA